Girardinichthys multiradiatus is the source of this 952-nucleotide messenger RNA. RefSeq names its product serine/arginine-rich splicing factor 7-like. Gene Ontology annotation, biological process: mRNA splicing, via spliceosome. The record is from RefSeq and is a predicted model, not a curated record. Bases 127 to 795 code for a protein of 222 amino acids. Gene Ontology annotation, molecular function: RNA binding; zinc ion binding. The transcript is spliced from 8 exons. Gene Ontology annotation, cellular component: nuclear speck. NCBI's taxonomy places the organism in Eukaryota, Metazoa, Chordata, Actinopteri, Cyprinodontiformes, Goodeidae.
CUAACCAAACGUUUACGUUGGAAGUCCAACCGGAAGAUCCGUGCUUUGUUUCCUGCGCAGGAUCAGUGAGCAGCUAGCAGGAGAGCUAACCUGAUCGCGGAUCGAUCAGAACAGUUCUGUGUCAGAAUGUCCCGUUUCGGGCGUUACGGAGGAGAAUCAAAGGUGUACGUGGGGAACCUGGGGACAGGGGCAGGAAAAGCUGAACUGGAGCGAGCCUUUGGGUACUAUGGGCCCCUCAGAACAGUCUGGAUCGCCAGGAACCCUCCAGGCUUCGCCUUCGUGGAGUUCGAGGAUUCCAGAGAUGCUGAGGACGCGGUCCGAGGGCUGGAUGGGAAGGUGAUCUGCGGCAGCCGAGUCCGAGUCGAACCGUCCAACGGGAUGCCCCGGCGCUCUCGAUACGAGAGGCCGCCCCCACGCCGACCCUUUGAUCCUGACGACAAGUGUUAUGAGUGCGGACAGAAAGGUCACUACGCCUACGACUGCCACCGCUACGGCCGCCGUGGCAACAGGAGCAGGUCCCGGUCCCGUGGGAGGCGGUACUCCCGCAGCAGGAGUCGCAGCCGGAGCCGAGGGAGAAGAUCCAGGUCUUCUCCUCGUCGAUCCAGGUCCAGCUCUCCCAGAAGAUCCAGGUCUGGCUCACCCAGAAGGUUCCGGUCUGGCUCUCCUGGAAGGUCUAGAUCCAGGUCCCGGUCUGUCUCUAAGUGCCGCAGCAGAUCAGGGUCGAUGGGUCGUUCUCAUUCCGGAUCCCAGGUCAGAAGUCGCUCGGCCUCCAGGACUCCUGCUGACAACAACUGACUUCCUGUUUGUUCUCUGAUGUUUUGUAUGAACUCACUCUGUUGUGUAGCAGCUUUGUGAUUAUUAAUUAGUGAUUAUUGGUUUCUGAUCAGCCUGUGUUGGUUUGUCAGCAGUUUACUUUCUGCAAUGAUCUGUUAAUAAAGGUUUAUCAUUCAAA